This is a messenger RNA of Lentinula edodes (shiitake mushroom), 888 nucleotides long. RefSeq lists its product as uncharacterized. NCBI's taxonomy places the organism in Eukaryota, Fungi, Basidiomycota, Agaricomycetes, Agaricales, Omphalotaceae. The record is from RefSeq and is a predicted model, not a curated record. Bases 1 to 888 code for a protein of 295 amino acids. The transcript is spliced from 4 exons.
AUGCAGCUUGUUUCCGCUUGCACGAUUCCAAAACUCUACUUUUUCCUUUUCGUCGGUCUUCAGCUGUUUCUCGCGAAGACUGUCCAAACGGUACCCAUUAGUCCGGAAACUGUCCGUGGUGGUUCAUCUUCUGACCUGAUCCUGGACAAUCACGACGUGACGCUGGACGUCUCGAACACUGCGAGACUGUCGUCGAAUCGUGCACGCGCCGAGGGACCUACAAUUAUUCAAGCUCACAUCGUAGUCAACACAAGUUUGGAAACACCCGAUGAUGUUCUCUUCUCCAUCCAUGACGCUGCAGAAACAAUACUAAAUCUGGUUACCUCUGACAUUCGAAAAUCAGUAAAGCAACAUCGGGAUGUAGAUCUCCCAGAGGAUCUUGCUGUUGAACUAUCUUCGAUGUACGUAUAUCCAACUGGAGGAAAGGAGUAUUAUACGGUUGAAUACAUCAUCUUUGAUGGAAUGAGCGAUGGGAAGUCCUGGGUGCAUCCGCGAACAGAGGCCCAAAACUGGAAAAUGCUUAUUGGCAAACAAUCUUUCACCGGGUUGAAGGAUCGUAGCCCGUAUUCCUAUAACCCGAAAAAGCUUGAUGCGAAUCUACAUGCGGAAGGCCAUAGGUUGAUUCUAUCGACUCAAGGUGGAAAAUUUCAGCGUGGCCCUUGGCAGGGAACCAAGAAGGCAGAAUGUGUACCCCUCCCAUCCCCCAAUAGGAAAGUGAAGCUUUUGCAUGACACUGAUCGCGAUAUCGAAAGAAUUUCUGUCAGCUUUCCGUCUGUGGCCUACGAAGAGCCUCAGGCCACGAGCAAAAUGAGGGAGUUGGCUAGGAAAUGGAUUGAGAAGUGGGUUGGGCCUGCUUGGAACUCCAGAGGACCUUCAAUUCCGAAGUAG